AGCGAGAGCGGACGUGUGUCUGGGUGUGCUCCUGCGUGCGUCUCGGUCUCCUGGCUUUUUACGUGCAGUCGCGAGUUCUCUCUCAUUUCGCCUUCGGGGGGGGCGUCGAAAUUUCGGCUCCGUUUCCCUUGGCUCUUUUUUGGGGGGCUUCGUGAUUCGCCCGAUGGGAGUUUGAAGCAGUCGGUCCCCAUGACGAGAAAUUGUGUCUUAUUUAGAUAUUGUGGUUUUGAAGUGAUCGAGAUGAUAUGACAAGCAGUUCUCUUGGUGGAAUUUUGACCGAGAGGGAAAAAGCACAGAUUAUUGGCCUUUAUUGAAGUUUUUUUUUUCUUUUUUUUUCCUUAUUAUUAUCCUCCUUUUGACUUUCCUCGUGGUUUGGGAUAGUUCCAAAGAGUUUUAUCAUUGAUGGCAAGAACUAUAACAACGUUGAUACUUAUUAAUAAGAGGAGUUAAUAGAAAAGAAAAAGAAAAAAAAGCUCUUACUUAAGAAAAAGAGAGAAAAGAAAGAAAAAAAAAAUACUACACCAGGAAAUGAAAAUUAUAAGAAGCUGAAAGAGAAAUUCGAACCAAUAAAGAUGCAGAGACAGUUAAAGAUGGCAGUCUCCGUAGUGGUGCUGUGGGCGUGUCUGUGCGCCGUGUUGGCGUGUCCGCGCGAGUGCCGCUGCUCCCUGGACGAGCGCGGGCGGCGCGGCGUGCGGUGCGAGGGCGGCGGGAUGCGCGACCCGGUGCCCGUGCUGGACAUGGGCUCCGACACCGAGCUGCUGGUGAUCGCGGCGCCGCGGGAGAAGCCGAACGCCCUGUCGCUCGGGCCCAUCUUCCGCGGGCUGCGCCACCUGGAGGAGAUCCACAUCACGUGGUCCGGGGUGCCGGCCCUCGGCGCCCACUCCUUCUGGGGCCUCCACCGCCUCCACGUCCUUAACUUCACCAACAACCACAUCUCCGCCCUCAUGGACACCAACUUCCGCGGCGCCGACGCCCUGCGCCACCUGGACCUGAGCCGCAACCGCAUCCAGAGCGUGCCCUCCGCCGUGUUCCGCCACGUGCGGCACCUGCGGACCCUCUCGCUGGCCCACAACGUGGUGCCGGACCUCGUGCCUCGGAUCUUCUUCGGCCUCACCAAGCUGGAGAAGCUGGACCUGAGCUACAACCCCCUCGGCGACCUCCAGCCCGAGAGGUUCACCGACGUGCCCGACCUAAGGCAGCUGUCCUGCGCCGGCUGCAGCCUCAUGUCCAUCAGCAGCACCCUCCUGCAGUCGCUGUCGCAGCUGCGGGAGCUGGACCUGCGCAACAACCGCCUGACGCAGAUCCCCAUCGGCGUGGCGUCCGCUGCCUUACCCAACCUGGUCAGCCUCAAGCUGGACGGCAACCACCUGUCGUUCGUGGAGCGCGGCGCCAUCUCCGGCUCGCCGCUCGUCAGCCUCCACCUGGCGCACAACCGCAUCAGCCGCCUCGAGGUCGACGCCUUCUCCAACAGCUCCAUCAAGCACCUGGACCUGUCCUACAACCGCAUCUCGCACCUCGAGCCCGGCGCCCUCGAGGACAUCCUCGACCAGCUGCACGAGAUCAAGCUCUCGGGCAACUCGCUGCACGUGGACCAGCUGAUGAGCGUGCUGCCCAACGCGCGCCAGCUGCGCUACCUCGGCCUGGGCGACAUGGGCCACACCAAGCUCCCGGCCGAGCUGCUGCGCCACUCCCGCCACCUCCACCACCUCAACCUCUCGGCCAACUACCUGGCGGCGCUCUCCACCGAGGUGCUGUAUAACGCCCCCCACCUGUACACGCUCGACCUCUCGCUCAACAGCUUCCGCGGCCUGGAGGAGCAGCUGGUGGAGUCCAUCACGGCCGCCUCCGAGCUGCGCACGCUGCGCCUGGAGGGCAACCCGUGGCAGUGCGACCAGUGCCACGUGGGGCCGCUGCUGCGCUGGCUGCAGGACGCGCCCGACCAAGAGUCCGGCUGCGACGAGCCCAGGGUGUGGACCUGCCUCAAGUGCGUCAGCCCGCGGAGCGUGGCCGGCCUGCAGCUCGCCCUCCUGCCCCCCGGAGACCUGCCGCCCUGUCCCUUCACCACGCCCCCCGCAGCCGCCGUCUGGCCGACGUGGGUCGAGCCCUCCUACAGCGUCGUCACAGACGAGCCGGAGUUCCCUCGGGGAGAGCUUAGUCGGCAGGAGGACGCCGAGGGCGGCUGGUCCCUCCAGCGCCUGAUAGAGGAGGAGCUGUACUUGGUCAUCGUGGUCGGCUGCGUGGUCGUGCUGCUGCUGCUCGCCCUCAUCGUCGUCGCCGUCGUCCUGUACAACCGCCACUCCGCCUUCUACUACACGUACGAGGACGACCCCGAGAAGAAGGAGAAGCUGAUGAAGGCGAAGGACAGCAAGAACAACAACGGCCCGGCCACGAAGACCCCGACCAAGGGCGUCGCCGACGCCACCAUCGCCACCAUCGACGAGAUGACGGACAUCGCCGGCUCGCAGGAGGUGCUGGAGCCCGGGCAGACGCGCAAGAGCGCUCUCAGCGGCUCGCCCGCCCUCAACCACUCGCCGGCCCUCAACCACUCGCCAGGGACCAACCACUCGCCCGCAGUCAGCGCCUCUCCUGUCGCCAACCACAACCACUCGCAGAGCAACUCGCCGGCGCCCACGCAGAACAACGCCCACCCUCAGAACCACUCGACGCCCGCCCACAACGGCCGCACGCCCACCCAGUCUCCAGUCCCCAACGUCGUCCAAGAGGCAGAGGGGCGAGCCGAAAGCCCGACGCUCUAGUAGAGUGGCCCUUAUAGACAAGUUUCUUUUCGUGUCUUUUUUUUCUGAGAAAUUAUUUCAGAGUCUUAAGGAGAUGUGGCCACGAGAACGGUCGAGCUGGCAUACUAAACACGCGAAAGCAUAAACACACACACACACACACACACACACACACACACACACACACACACACACACACACACACACACACACACACACACACACACACACACACACACACACACACACACACACACACAUACAUACAUAACCAACCACAAUUACAGAAAUAAACACACGAUCACACACAUACAUGUACAGUAUAUAUAUUUUGUAUGGACGUGUAUCUAAAACUGGUUGUACGGCUGUGACUGAAAUGAAAGCAAGAAGUUACAUAGUGCUUUCACAAUGACUGGUGGUUGGGGGCGUGGCUUAGGUCACGUGACUUUCCGGAGGCGUUACUCGGAGGCGUUGCAUCAGUGUGAGUCUACGUCCCCGGGUGAAUGUGUAUUGCAGAGAUAAGAAAAAAAAACGUUGCAGAGACAAGAAAAAGUUGUAAAAGAAGUUGUAAAGGGACCUGUUAUAGAAAAAGGAGAAAGAGAGGUAUGAACGAAUAGCUCAGAGUAUUUAUUUAGCAAGACGAAUACCACACAGAAAAAAAAGAAUAUAUAUAUAUAUGAUUUCCCCAAGAAAGACUUUGAUGUAUUCCAUAAAAGAUCAAGACAAAGUUAUAUAUAAAAAAAAGAUGUAAAGAUUUUAUGUGUGAAAGAACUAUAUAACCAUUCUGUUUUUAUGUGAUGCCUCCUGCUCUUUCUUCUUCCCCCUUACGAACUCUGCAUAUCAAGCUUUCGUUAUUCCUGUCGCGUACGUUACGGACAGAGGUCAUCGUUUUUCCUGUCACGUACGUUACGGACAGGGCUCGUCGUUAUUCCUGUCACGUACGUUACGGACCAGGUCAUCGUUAUUCCUGUCACGUACGUUACGGACCAGGUCAUCGUUAUUCCUGUCACGUACGUUAUGGACGGGGGGUCAUUCCCAACCAGCGUGACGUCACUGUGCUGAGCUGAGCCGUAACACCAUAGACACACAUGUUAGUCUUCCAAAGAGAGAAUUCCUACUCUUAACCUCUUCAAGAAAUUCCAGGAAAAAAGAGGAGGAAAAUAAACCGAUGUAUUGGACCGGCAGUAGCUUCUCAAUAUAUAAUUUUUUUUUUCUCUCUCUCUCUCUCACGAGGAAAAAAAAUAUAAAGGAAGAAUUGAAAAGGAAUGUUCUGAUCAACAGGUGACUCAUGCUCACUAACUUGGUCCUUUUUUUAAAAAUUAAAUAUAAUGAUAUCAAAAGAUUUCAGAAAGGCCUUUUAUGUGCAAGUUCUGCCGUUCCUACUCUCUAGUGUUUGUGAUUUAUGAAGGAUUUUUGUAUAUUGCAGCAAAAGAUAAUAAUAAUGAUAAUAAAUAAUUUGAUAUUUUUUCACGUGCUCAUGAGAGAGAUUAAAUAUCUGAUAAGACAAGAGUCCUUUUCGACUGUCUCCUUUCAUUACAUGUUCUUUCAUCUUUUUUCAAUAUACAUAAAGUAAUUAAAAGCUGUAACAAAGAAUAACAUUUUUCUUUUGUUAAUAUUCUUGAAUGCUUUGAAAUUUUUCAACUUCUCUUAAUUUCUCAAGUAAAUCACUCUUUUAAAAAAACACACACAAACUAAAAGAAAAAAACAUAGUAAAUCUUAAAUCUCAAAUCAGUCUUGAACCUUUCAAUCCGAUUAUUAAUUCAAACCUUCGAAAACUGGACAAAAAAGUCGCAAAAGGGCUUUUCAAUUAAAAGAUUGUUUGGUAUUUGCCUAUAUGAAAACAAACAAACAACAAAACACUCUUCAUCCUGCAGCAUAUUCUGUAUUUGUUGUACUAGUCACUAAUUUGUUUUUUAUUCCUUUACCAUAUAUGUAUGAUAUAUAUACACACAUGAGACAUUAAGUGUUUAUAUGAAAAGGUUUCCCAGUGAUUCUGUCAUCUACGCCAUUAAGACUUACGUUUUACACAGUGGCAUUCAUAACUGAGAUUAAAA
Messenger RNA from Penaeus monodon (black tiger shrimp), 4789 nucleotides. Its product is annotated as platelet glycoprotein V-like. Gene Ontology annotation, molecular function: protein binding. The coding region runs from base 573 to 2756 and encodes 727 amino acids. The record is from RefSeq and is a predicted model, not a curated record. NCBI's taxonomy places the organism in Eukaryota, Metazoa, Arthropoda, Malacostraca, Decapoda, Penaeidae. The transcript is spliced from 2 exons.